AUAUAUGUAAUUGCAAAUGUCCAAAAAGGAGAUUAGUGUUUGUGAAAAAGGGGAUUGGGGGUGAAUAUUCCCAAGAAAAAGGCAAGGAAAAGCAUUCACUGGAAACUACAUUGUGGCAAGUCAGAUUGUUGGUCAAUCUUAAUUUAGCAUAGGUUACACUGAUGGCCAGUCUCCAGACUUCAUCUCAGGACUUUGAGAUCCUAGGGAGGCUUUGAACACAAAGUAUAUGGUAUACCACUGAGCUAAGCUUUUCCUGUAAUAUUUUCUAUCACAAAUAUCCCAAUCAUAUUGUGGGAAGAAAUUAAGAUCUCUCCUUGGCCACCAUGUUGUCUCCCUCCAGAACACUGUCUUCCUGCCAUUGCUUCCCCUCCUUGAGAAAGAUGCAGUCUAAUUGCUUGGUUGGCUUCCUCUUUAUCUUCCCAAACACAUGGACUAAAUGCAUCAAGGCCCAACAUUUUGCUGAUAAUGGCAGAUGAUCUUGGAUAUGGAGAUUUAGGAUGCUUUGGUAAUAAUACCAUCAGGACAUUCCUUGGUUUUUCUCACAGGACUCCUAAUAUUGAUCAGCUAGCAAAGGAAGGAGUGAAAUUUACUCAGCAUAUUGCUGCAGCUUCAAUGUGUACCCCAAGCAGAGCAGCUUUUCUGACUGGUAGAUACCCCAUCAGAUCAGGUAUGGUAUCUCAAAUUAAAACACGUGUUUUCAUUCGGACCGGUGCCUCAGGAGGCUUGCCUGCAAAUGAAACAACAUUUGCUAAAUUGCUUCAGCAGAAAGGCUAUGCCACUGGCAUUAUAGGAAAAUGGCACCAAGGUGUGAACUCUGAAUCCCGUAAUGAUCACUGCCACCAUCCUUUGAACCAUGGCUUUGAUUAUUUCUAUGGUACACCAUUGACUCUAUUAAAUGAAUGUCAGGCUGAUAAGGAUCCUGAGGUGGAUGUACAACUGCAAGCCACAUAUUGGUUUUACACACAAAUGGUUGCCCUCUUAGUAUUUACUCUUCUUCUGAUGAAGAUGGCUGCUUUGUUCCCUGUGAAAUGGAAAACAAUUGCCUUCAUAUCUUUGUGUGGCAUAUUAUUUUUUAUCUCCUGGUUUGCCAAUCAUGGAUUUUCAAGAUACUGGAACUGUAUGUUGAUGAGAGAUCACACAGUUAUUGAACAACCAAUAAACCUAGAAAACGCUGCCUCCAGAAUAGUGAAAGAAUCUGUCGCAUUUAUCGAACGAAACAAAGAAAGACCAUUCCUGCUCUUCGUUUCUUUCUUCCAUGUCCACACACCCUGCUUCACCACAAAGAUGUUUCGUGGAAAAAGCCAGCAUGGUUUAUAUGGAGACAAUGUAGAAGAAAUGGACUGGAUGGUGGGAAAAAUUCUUGCAGCUGUUGACAGAGUGGGAUUACGGAACAACACUUUUACUUAUUUUGCUUCUGAUCAUGGAGGAUCUUUGGAAUCUAAAGAAGGGAAUACCCAGAUUGGUGGUUGGAAUGGCAGACUUAAAGGUGGAAAAGGCAUGGGUGGCUGGGAAGGAGGAAUCCGUGUGCCCGGAAUAGUUAGAUGGCCAGGAAAGAUCGCUGCUAACACUGUUCUUGAUGAACCCACAAGCCUGAUGGAUAUUUACCCCACAGUGGCUCAUUUGGCUGGGGCAUCAGUGCCACAAGACAGGAUAAUUGAUGGAAAGAACCUCAUAGCUUUACUGCGGGAAGAGGUUCAACACUCAGAUCAUGAAUUCAUGUUUCACUAUUGUGGGUCGUAUUUACAUGCAGUGCGCUGGUACCAGAAAGAGAGUGGCGCUCUUUGGAAAGUCCAUUAUGUAACUCCAAACUUUGAACCACAGGGGGCUGGAGCCUGUUAUGGAACUAAAAUGUGCCAAUGUUUCGGUGCAGUAACCCAUCAUGACCCUCCCUUGCUUUUUGAUCUUUCACGUGAUCUUUCAGAGGCCAAUCCCUUGUCCCCAACUUCUGAACCACUGUUUAACAUGGUCAUAACUCAAAUUGCAAGAAUCGUGGCCAAACAUCGUAAUACUCUCACAGCUGUUCCCCAACAACUUGAUGUAUACAAUGUUGUUUGGAAGCCUUGGCUGCAGCCAUGUUGUGGGACAUUCCCCUUUUGCUGGUGUAAUGAUGAAAGUGGUAAUGACACCAUCAUUAUUUAAAUAGAUUUUAAGAGAAUUAUUUUGAAAUAAAGUUGUCUUAAAUGUAUCCUUCAUAUAGUCGGUGAAGAAUAGGGUACUUACCCUUAUACAUUCAUACCUUUAAUGAGUGAAAUAGAAUGGUGAGUUACAAGCUUAUUUGGUGUUUCACUUUUUAAACAAUGCAGUAGUUAAUUACAUUAAAUUAUUUGCCUAUCCUUUUUCAGAUGAAACAGCUGCUUUCCUUGAGAUAUUCCAAACCGUAACAUUGCUUCUUCCUUUUUUCCUCAAUGGAUCCUCCCCUUAUCAAUGUAGUUUUUACUUUCCAAACACAUGCUUGUAGAAGUAUUUCCAGAGCCAAAUAUUUCCAAGCAGCUUAAAUUUUAGAGAUCAACUGCAAGGAAGAGGAGGAGGAAAGGAGAUGGAAACAUCUCAUCUAAGGCAAAUGUUUGCUUUCUUUAAAAUUUUCCCUUCAGAUCACUUUAAGAAUAUAGUCCACAGGGGUACAUAAUCUGACCCUUAUGUAUUAACAGUGGGACAGCAGACACCUCUUUAGCAUCACUCUGGCUUCUUGCCCUAUCUCUUUAGGUAAAGGUAAAGGUUUCCCUUGACUUUAAGUCCAGUCGUGUCCGACUCUAGGAGGCGGUACUCAUCUCCGUUUCAAAGCCGAAGAGCCGGCGUUUGUCCAUCGACACUUCCGUGGUCAUGUGGCCAGCAUGACUACACGGAACACUGUUAUCUGCCCACCGAAGCGGUACCUAUUUAUCUACUCACAUUUGCAUGUUUUCGAACUGCUAGGUUGGCAGGAGCUGGGACUAGCAAUGGGACCUCACCCCGACACGCGGAUUCAAACCGACCUUCCGAUCGGCAAGCUCAGCGGUUUAACCCGCAGCGCCACGCCCCUUAUCUAUCUCUUUACAUUAUUUUAAUUACGAGAAAUAAAUAUACAGCGGGCAUGCUGCAAAACCAGGUGCCACCCUCCAGCAUAAUUUCUAUUUGAAAGAAACACUUGACUCCUGUACUGUAACAGAAGGAAGGUCAUACCAUUAAAAUAGUGCCACUACCAUAGAUUUGAUAAACCUCUUUAUCAGCAGGAUCUACUGGAUAUUCAGAUGCUAUUCAUAGUAUGAUAUUCACUGCUUUCUAAUUAUUCAUGAGUAUAAUUUCUUUACUUUUAUAAAGUUCUUAAAUCAAUAUGAUGAAAAUAGGGCCAUGCAAAUUUCAAGAAUAUAACAUGUUUAUUUGAUAAUCUACUGUAUACAAAAAUGAAGAAAAAAACUGGAGAUUAUAAAGUAGAAUUUACAUCUUUUACUAAAUAUUUACAAAAUCAGAAAGUAUCAAACCAAAGUUACGAAGAAAUACAUGUGAGUGGAAAAAUAUAAAAUAUGUAAUACUGACACCUCCUUGCAUGCAAAACUAAACUUCCUCAAGAAACUAUUAAAGGAAUCUCUGCUUUAGGACUGCAGCCUAAAACAAGGAAGAAAUAAUCACAGUAAAACUUAAGAGAGGGUGCAACAUAUAUAUUUCAAAUGUUAUAAUAGAUAAAAGUUGUAUAUUAGUUUGGGUAAUCAUCUAAAUGGAUACAUAAGAGUUUCAGUGGUUCAGUUAUGCAUAAAACUUUGAAACAAUUAUCCUAAGAUUCAAUGUUAAAAUUUAAGAAUGAUAUACUCUUACGUAAAAUGAAGGCUAUCAAGUUAUAAUUUCACAAUGGAUUAACCACUUGACAAUAAAAAAAAAUUCACAUUAUCAACCAAAGAAGCCAGUGCGCAAUGAGGAAAAAGUGGCCUAAUUAAUCCAGUAUGACCAAGUUUCUAUUACAAACACUGUUAUAAUGCCUUAACAUUGUACCGAUGGUGAGCUACCUGUCAUUAAUCAGAUAAUGCAUUCCUUGGCCUUCCUGCAUCUGAUGAAAAUGGGCCCCAGUUCACAAAGGCUUAUAGUACAAUGACACAUGACCUAAGAUGUUACAAGCUGCUCUAAGGUUUGGGUGUAACAAAUUAAUAUGGCUAGCCCUCUUCCAAAAGUAUUGACAGUACAAUUCCCAGAAUUCCUAGCCAGCAUAGACUUCAGUUACAUUACAGUAUAAUUUACACUAAAUAAAAAAAGAGGGCUGGGUGAAAAUGUAGGAAAUGUACAGAGUCUUCCUUACCAAUCCAUUGCUCUCCAUGAACAGAGUUUAGUAAAAGAAGAGGGGAGGCAAGGUUUACUGAACCUAUAAAAUCCUCCAAAUCCUGGAGACUAUAUUUGGAUCAUGCCCGUGUUUUUAUUCACCCUGCUGAAGUAUUUGAGUUUUUUACUUUCAAGUCUUUUAUACCCUCCUCCAUACAGAACUAAGUACGGAGUACUUACUUCAUCUAUGAGUAUAAAACCAUUCUUCAUAGUUUCAGAUUAAUUUUCCAGUUAUGAAGUUUAUAUGAUGCAAGGCUGUGGAGGCUAUUCCUAAGCUAAGUAAUGUUCUGGACCAGUUGAACCAGGUUUGACCUAGCAAAAGGAAGUUUUAAAAGCUCCAUGCAUUUCAUUCUUUGAGACUAAACACUGCCAAAUACAUAUACAACUAUGCUUGCAAGUACAGUCAUGUCAGAAAAUCUAUUUUUGUUUAAAUUUCCCUUUCACCAGAAUAUCUAAUCCUGAAGGUUUUGCAUGCACUGCAAAUGUAAACAGAUCAGUUGCAAUAAGGGUAAAAAAGAACACCUAUAAUAAAAAGGCAUCUAACUUCUUCCUAAUGUUUUCAAAAGCAUCCUUCCCCAGAUAAUCAAUAUGGCCUUCCUCCCAUUUUCUUCGUUCAUCUUCUGCACUUGACUCCUUUGGCUCUGGCUGAACAGCAACCUCUGCAACAGAGCUGGCAAACUCAUUCUAGAAGAACGAAGAAUGAAAGGCAUCUCAGAUAUUCAGUGUUACUGUUUUUAAUAAUAUUAAUAGCUACAGCCAGAAAGCUAGAUUCAAGAUUUGAAUAACGCAAGCAGUUGAAUUUGCAGGUCUCUGAGUAACUAAGUCAUUUGCGACACAGGACUACAGAAGCUAAGGUGACUCGAGCACAUCUAUGAGUACUGGAAUAGAAACAUGCACCAAUGCGCCAUCAUGUGAUAAACUUAAGCAAGCCAUUCUUCUGACUCUUAUUCAUCAAAUAUUCCUCUAUGUCUGUAGUGGAAUAGCAGAAUAAACAAAUAUUUGCUGUAAAGUCUUAUCAUAAUUUAUUUAUUUAUUUAAUUAAUUUACUAAAUCUAUGGUUGCCCAUCUUACGAAUAAGACUCUGCAGCUAACACAUUAAAAUAAUAAAGAAUAGUAUCAACAAAGGAUAAAAAAACCUACAAUGGUCAUCAAGGGUAAACCUAGACAAAACAGCCAACAAAAACUUCUCAAUGGGCCAUACAGCAGAUAUAUUUACUGUUACCUUAGCCUGCUGAGGAACAGGCUGAACAGGGAACUCAGUGAAGGACUUGCUUGGAUCAGCAAUAUCACCUUCAAGGCUGCACUCAGCUUUCUUUACAGCCUGAAUAAAAUAAAAAUGCAGGCUUUAAUUGCAUUUGUAAUUUAAUUGUAAUAAAAAACGUCUAUUACAGCCCAGCUGGAUCACGCUCCAUAUUCCUAAAUACUAUUAUGGUCUAAGCAUUUUACUUUAAUACUGCACUUGCAGACUCCAAGCAAUCAUAAAAGAUCAAAGGAAUACUGACAAUUAGUCUUUUUUGUUGAAAUAUUUUUGUAUGCCACUGAAUAAUGCACAAGAAUAUCCAUCAGACUGGUAUGCCACGUUCAACAGCAUGCACUUAAAAUCUUUUGUUGCAAAACUCUAUUGUUGGAAUCGCAGACAUGUUCAACUAAAAAAUAAUUCCUUUUAAAAAGGGCCUUCCAAACCCUAAACAUCUUGUAAUAUGGAACUCAAAAGCACCGAUACCAUGACUGUAGAGUUAAUUUCACUGGAAAGCUGUAUCAAAGUCCAAGGGGGAGAUGGAAGUUGUUUCCAAGUAAAAUAUGCAUACCUCCCAUUGCUAUUAAGUAAACAAAGAAUGCUUUUGUAGUAGAAAGCCACUAUUUUUUUACAGGCAUUUUACUGGAAGUCAUUUCCAACUGCAAACCUAAUUCAGUGAGAUGGUUUGAAAAGGAAACAUCUGUUUUUUAAGAAAAGUUAAACAUAUAAAUUAAACUAUGUAUAUGUAAGCUGAAGAUAUACUGAUACUUGAAAUCUGUGAAAAUGACAUCUUUACAAACAUAUGGAAGCAUCUUCCAAAUGUUUACAACUAUUUAAAGUAACAAUAAUAAAGAAGACAUACUCACAAUAUUAUUUUUGGCAGAUAACUCACAGGGUGAAUUUACACCAGAUUCUGAAAUAUAUUCUGCAUUUUCUGAGGCUGGCAAAGAAUUGUUAAUAAGAGGAUUUUCUCUUUCAGGUGUCUGCUCAUCAUUGUUCAUGUCAGGCUAUAAUACAAAUUGUUAUAAAGAUGAAGUUCUUCAAAAGAGAAAAUGUCUUAGCUUGUACUAUAUGUAUUAAAAUAUUUAACCUCUAGACGUUA
Messenger RNA from Candoia aspera, 6623 nucleotides. RefSeq names its product arylsulfatase H-like. The coding region runs from base 466 to 2139 and encodes 557 amino acids. The record is from RefSeq and is a predicted model, not a curated record. NCBI's taxonomy places the organism in Eukaryota, Metazoa, Chordata, Lepidosauria, Squamata, Candoiidae. Gene Ontology annotation, molecular function: arylsulfatase activity. The transcript is spliced from 10 exons.